This is a messenger RNA of Cooperia oncophora, 2769 nucleotides long. Lineage: Eukaryota; Metazoa; Nematoda; Chromadorea; Rhabditida; Trichostrongylidae. The record is from the annotation of a GenBank genome assembly.
AUGGCUCACAGUUCCCGAGGAAGGGAAAAUUCUGUAAUUGAGGAUAUUACAGGAGAGCCAGAGGUCGAGAUGUCCGUACCAGUGAAUGUGGUGGACGAACCGGAGAAGGAGCGGCUUACGGGAGAAGCCGCAGAACCUCAGGUAUGGCACGAGAUUAUUAAGAAAGUGAGAGCGAUAAGCACGCAUGUGACAGUUGAAGUAGCUAAGCACAUGCGCACAAGUGAUCCCAAGCGCGAAGCGAUCGAAACCGUAUGUAGGCAGCGGACGGAAGAGGCUGUCGAAGAGCUGAACCAGCUGCAACAGCAAGUUAGACAGGGCGCAGAGCUAGAACAGUGGGUAGCCACUGUGAUGCUAAGUUUAGGUUGCAGCCAGCGCCCCAAGUUUGUCGAGUUAAUCAGAGUUUUCGAUGUGGUUCAGCAAGUGACAGUUGGAGAAGGGGGUAGAAUAGAUGACAUAGUGGAGAAAUGUCGUUCAGUUACAGCCCUCGAAAACCAACUUAUGAUGUUACAGGAGAAGCUGCGAUCGUACGAUGCGCAACUGGCCGAGUUGCAAGCUCUACGAAAGCGCUGUGAGAACCAGGAAAAAGAGUUGGAAAAGCUCCGCCAGCACCAGCGCAGCCCUGUGGAUAUGGAAAUCGAUGGUGAAAAGCCAGGGAAGUCAGGUAAUAAGCGUACCGUUCCUAGCUUCGGCGAAGCUAUGCAAUAUUUGAACAGAUUGCAAAGUGGACUGACACAGCCUAAAGGUUCUUCUUUGCAGACUGGUGGACAAAGGCAUGCCAGCGAGCUGGAACUGAGGUCAGUGGACGCGAACUCGAGCUGCUCACAACCUGGCGCCCCGAAGAGGGAAACAGGUAGGCUAUCUUUUUGUACAGAUAGCGAUGUGAGCGAAUGUCAAAGUAGUAGGGGUAGGAGAGAAGUGGCAAGAGAAGGUGCGAGUGCCCAAAAAGGGGACGAUCCAGUAGCCCGCUACAUGAGACAUAUGACCCUACCCGAGGUCCAGCCAUACUCAGGGCAAGACUCGAACUACGGAUUCGUGAGAUUCUUGGAGGACUUUCAGCUAAAGUACCCCAGAACAAAUUGGACAGAUGCUGAGUUGUGUACACUUUUCCGCUCCAAAUUGGUACAUUGGUAUUUGGAAAAGCGAGUACACUAUAUGAAGUCCCCAGCUAUGAAAAGGAUGGUGGAUAUGAUGCGCGAAUGUAAGGCCGAACAGCGCACGAUUAAAGUAGUGGCUUUAGGAAGGCUAAAGAGGUUGAAGAAAAGGGAUGGUCAAACUGUUUCGGAUUUCUGUGUAGAGUUAGAACAGUUGACUCGUCAGGCCUAUCCCGAACUUGAUGAAUACACGUUAGCUGUGGAGAGAGCCCAUUUGCUGUACGAUCAGCUAUCGCAUUGGCGCGAUUCGUAUUAUCUUCUUGAGGCGUUGGAAAGCGAAGAAGACACAUACGAGAAGCUCAAAAGAGAACCUGAUCUCAAAGAAAGAAAGAAUGCGCAGGACCGGACUACUAGAGAACCUGACUUCAAAGAAAGAAGGAAUGCGCAGGACCGUACUCCUGUGUGUUACAAGUGUCGCGAAGCAGGACAUAUGGCUCGCGAUUGUAAGAAAACGAAAAUAUCUUCCAAACCAGGGUCUUCUCUGUCAACCAGAGUACGUGGAGGUUGUUGUAUAACUGCGGAAGAACGUGCUACAGGAUCCUCCCAAAGGCCACAAACGGAGAAAAGCCCGUUGUUUGGUAAAAAGAUGACAGUGGAGCUAGAGCUACUAGGAAUAAAGGCUCGGGGGUUGCUCGACACUGGGUCAGAGAUAACUAUCCUGCCCGGUAAAGUGUUGUUACGGGCGAAACGAGCUGGAUUCGAUAUUGACCGAGCACUGGUGGAGCAUGAGAUUGACCAGACGAAACGGGUGUACGACGCGUCAGGUAGCGCGAUGCAGUUUGUCGCAGUUCUGGAGGUCCCCAUCCGUGACUGCUCCAGUGGACGUAAAUUGACUCGGGAAGGAAGACCACUCGAUAACCCCACUAAAACGGAGACUGGUGCUUGGAAUCUCCAAAAAGUGGUGUGGGUGCAAUUAACAGGCUGUGACAAAGAUGCAGAUUGGCUGCUAGACUCAGGUAUACAGCUGAUUCACAGUGGAGUGUGUCAUGUGAAGAAAGAUGGCCUAGUCGAAGUGCCUGUCAUAAACAGAUCGUCUGCACCCGUGGUACUCAAAGAAGGUGAAUCAGUGGGACAGUGGAAGGAAUAUCAGACCGAGUGGAUAGAAGCCAGUGCGAAAGAUAUUCCCACUGACAUGCUUACACUAGAAACAAGGAGGCUGUCGGCUCAACAGAGGUUGAUGAAGCUAAAACAGUUCCUCAAGGAAAACCGCAAAGAGCGAAAGCUACCUGCGAGAACAUCGCAAGAUGGUCAUCGUGGUACCGAUUGCCUCCAUCGUCUGAAACAGGUUGGAAGUCAGCUGCGGGACACCAAGAUCUUUUAUUAUAAACAGUUCCGCGACAUUCAUCUGAGGAAGACUGAGCUAUUCGAUGAUCAACUCGGUCACGUCAUCAUCGUCUUGCCUCCCACCGAACCUAAGCCAGGAAGUUGGUUGUCUUUAGUAGCGGCUCAAGCAAUGUGGCUGCAAUGCGGAUGUCGUGUUUACUUGGUAGCCGGACCUCGACCGCAGGACUUGAACUCGUGGUACAGAGUCGCGAUCCAAGCCAGAUCGCAUCUGAACGGAUUCCUGGAAGACCACAUGGAGCUGAUCCCGCAGGUGGUGGACAAGUUGAUUGCCUGA